Messenger RNA from Triticum urartu, 3579 nucleotides. The record is from RefSeq and is a predicted model, not a curated record. Lineage: Eukaryota; Viridiplantae; Streptophyta; Magnoliopsida; Poales; Poaceae.
AGAUUUCGAAACACGAAGGAAGCAGUAAGAAGGCAAUUAGUGCUAUUGACGUGAUUUUCUGGAAUCGCGCUUCACAUGCCACAAGCAGCUGUUGCACUUGAAUUCCGACCCGAAAAGUCACCAUGAGCGAACGCAAGAAAACAGUUAGACUAUUCACAGACUCACAGCGGGAAAUAACCUGUAACAUGAAUAUGUUACUAGUCUAUGUUACCACUUCCACAGUGGAUAGUAACAUAUGUGUUGUGCCAUGCAUCACUUCAUUUAUUAUGUUGUAGACUCAUCUUUUCUUGAUAUGUGUAAUGUUUACAGUGCCUACCUAUGUUACCACAUGCCUCUUUUUCUUUAUUAAUUAAAUGCCACAUCAUCUAUUUUGCCUACAUAAAUAUGAUGUUACCACUUAUGUUACUCCCACCAUGGGUAGUCUUAGUUGUUAUUACGUUCAAAACCUCUUGUCCAUCUUCAAUCUUUACUGUUCUAAUGUCCCCUUAAUAAUCUGGAUGAGAGUGCUCCUACAGCGUGAUAUGAAAAACAUGGGCUACGCUAUUGGGCAACAUGAAUAAUAUUCUGUGGAGUAGUUGAGAAGUCGGCAUGCAAGGUCUCAUACGUAGUACAACUAUCGUCGCACAUCUACUAUUGCAGAAUUCUUUUAUCCGGAUGCCCCGUUAGCCUAUGACGUUGCAUAUUCCUCGGAUGGUAUGAAUGUUGUUAUGGAAGAUUCGGUGUGCAGAGAAACGUUCUUUGAGAUUAGGUCGAAGGACAAGGCGCAGUUGACGCUUGGACAGUUGAAGACUUUUCGAAAAUAUUUAGAAGCACUAGUACAACACUACAGAGUACAUCAUGUGCCUUGUAUAAAUAUCUCACCCCCUUACGGUUGCAUCCUGGUCUCAUGAAGGUAAACUACGCUACCAGCAACAACAUGAGUUUGCGGUCUCAUCUCAAGCGCCUCAACUUGUUGUACAAUCGCACUGCCUACAACCUCGUCCUUCCAAUUGUUACCACAACCACACUCGGAGCUAGCGCCCUAAAAAAAGUUGCACCAUGGCUUACCGCUGCGCUCGGCAUUGUGCCCCAACCUAGUGUUAUUUGUCCUAUCCAUAUACUCUUUGUCGUUGUUCUACUGAUCAUCAUGGCUACCGUCUACCUUUCACUCCAUCGUAGAGCUGUAUACCUUGUUGACUAUGCUUGCUUUCGGCCAAGCUCCAACUUAAGAUUAACAAAGGCAACAUUCCUCGAGCAUGCGCGUCUCUCACCUUUGUUCGAUGAUUCUACAGUUAACUUCAUUGCUACUAUUCUUGAGCGCUCGGGCAUGAGCGAUCAUACAUGUGCCCCACCUGUGCAUCAUUAUAUACAUCCGUAUUGUGGGCUUGAUGAAGCACGCGCCGAAGUAGAGUUGGUCGUCUUCUCUAUCAUCGAUGACCUUAUGGCUAAGACACACAUCAACUGCGGUGCGAUUGGUGCUCUUAUCACGAACUGCGGUGCAUUUAGCCCGGUACCAUCCAUGGCUGACAUGAUUGUGAACAGAUACAAGUUGCGAGGUGAUCUUCGUGUCAUCAACCUCUCUGGGAUGGCGUGCUCUGCAGCGGUGACCUCAGUGGGGCUCGCAAGCAACAUGUUGCAGGUCAUGCCUUGGGGGUCGCAUGUGUUGGUGGUGUCGACGGAGACCAUUGGGCCAUCUUACUAUGGAGGAAAUAAGCGCUCCAUGCAGUUGGUUAACAUCUUGUUCCGCAUAGGCGGUGCUGCAAAGUUGUUGUCGACUUCUAGAUCCAUGGCUCGGUUUAGGCUUGGGCAUUUCACGCGGACGAUCACAGCGGCAAACAACGUUGCUUACCAGUGUGUUUAUCAAGAGGAAGAUGACAAGGGCAACCUAGGGAUUGCUCUCUCUAAAGAUCUUAUGGAUGUCGCUAAGGAUGCACUCAAGGCCAAUAUAAUGACAACCGGGCCUCUUGUCCUACCGGCAUCAGAGCUUCUCAAGAUUUUGUUCUUCUAUGUGGCGAAAAAAGUGCUCCGUUGGAGGACGAUCAGGCCAUACAUCCCUAACUUUUCCGUUGCAUUUGAGCAUUUCUGCAUCCAUGUUGGUGGACCAGCAGUUAUCACCUCAGUACAACAUGGUCUUAAUCUAUCAGACAAGCAUGUUGAGCCAUCAAAGAUGACUCUGCAUCGUUUUGGAAACCAGUCGACCUCAUCGGUGUGGUAUGAGUUAUCAUACAUCGAGGCCAAAGGCUGGAUGAAAAAGGGAAACAGGGUGUGGAUGAUCGGAUUUGGUGCAGGGUACGAGUGCAACACUGUUGGGUGGGUGUGUAUACAACCAUCUUCAGGUAUGGAUGGACCCUGGGUUAGCUGCAUCCAUCAUUACCCGGUGGACGUCUCCAAGAAUGGUUAAAUACAUAGGAGUAAUUUGGUCUACUACUAGAUAAUCAAAUAAUAGGACAACACUAUUGCGUGUCCAAUACAUCUUGUGAGUUUUCCAAAAAUAUGAAAAUUCGUAAAUAUACAAGCGCCUCCAUGUCAAAAUAUAGUGCAUUUAAAUACUUUAGAAUGACUUUAAGGGUAAUGAUUUGACAUUAUAGUUAAAAAAAUCUAAGGAUUUGGCCAUAAAUUAUGAAGUUUGACGCAAGGGAAAACUAAGAUGCACCAUAUUAUGACAUAGAGUAGUAUGAUAUAGUAUGAGAACUUAAGGACAAAUGCCUGACCAAUUGUGAACCUUACAGAACACAAGAGAUCAUGUAUGCAAAAAAAUGAUUUAUCAUGUACUCCCUCCGUCCGGAAAUACUUGUCCGAGGAAUGAAUGUAUCUAGAUGUAUUUUAGUUCUAAAUACAUCCAUUUGUAUCCAUUUCUAUGACAAGUAUUUCUGGACGGAGGGAGUACGUAAAAUUGGCUAUACCAAUCUAUCAUUUCAGGUAACUACACUGACAGUACAUAAAGUUGUCAUGUGGAUUCAGUUUAAUACAACAACUUGCAAAAUGCGACAAACUUCACUUGUGCGAUAUAUUUUUUCCACAUCAUGCCAACGAGGGAUAAUCCCUGCAUGAAAACAACUGGCUCCGGAAUUUUUUGAAAACGACUAGCUCUGGAAAUUUUCAACCCUAACCAUCUUUGGCCCUUCUCUACUUAUCAAGAGCUGGAGGCAUUGCCCAUUGCGCGGUAUAACCAAGAGAGAACGUGGAUAGCAGACCCAACUGUAUGGGCAAUGUAUCCCAUAGAUGAGUGGAUCAGAAAUUCAGUAGUAGAAGUAUGGUUGCAUAGAUGAGCAUCUUACGAGUUGGCAAAUGAAAUUUUAGGUGUUCGGUUGCUGGCUGGUGAUUGUGUUUUGCUCCGAUUAUUAGCAUCAACCAUCUAACGUUGGCUCGCAGACAACUGGAAUGCAACAACGCAAGUAGGACCAGGCAAAGCACGUCAGCAAUAAUGCAAUCAUCUCCAAUAAAGCAUCAUCAAAACCCACAAGUUACCAUGACCAGGCAAGUGUACAUUACUCAGCAAAAGAGCAGCUGAGUUUGAUAUGACGCGCUGCCAAACAUUAAAAAGAAAACAUAGUAAAUCAUUUUUCCCAUUUGACACAUCACCAACCGACAAAUCCCAAC